Argiope bruennichi is the source of this 638-nucleotide messenger RNA. RefSeq lists its product as uncharacterized. The transcript has 3 exons. Gene Ontology annotation, cellular component: chitin-based extracellular matrix. Bases 51 to 638 code for a protein of 195 amino acids. Lineage: Eukaryota; Metazoa; Arthropoda; Arachnida; Araneae; Araneidae. Gene Ontology annotation, molecular function: structural constituent of chitin-based larval cuticle. The record is from RefSeq and is a predicted model, not a curated record.
CACGGGUUUGUUAUCACUUGAUAUACUUCAGCUGAUAAAUCAACACCAACAUGAUCUCUCAAGCCUUUAUUUUAUCUGCUUUGGCAGUAACUGCAUUUGCCAGUCUUUAUCAUGAACCAAUUCAUCAUCCUCAACCAUUCAAGUUUGGCUACAGCGUAAAGGACAAGCAUGGCGAGCAACACCGUGAAGAAGUUGGUGAUGGCAAGAACGUAAAGGGAAGCUACGGAUUCACCGACGAUAGAGGAAUCCACCGACAGGUCAACUACGUCGCUGACCAUGGUGGUUUCAGAGCUGAGGUCAAGACCAAUGAACCUGGAACCGCCAACCAGAACCCAGCUGCUGUACACAUCAUCUCUGAUGCUCCCUAUGGACAUGGAGGAUACGCUGGAGCUCCCGUACUUGGAUAUGCUGGAGUUGGAGGAGCCGGAUUAGGUUAUGCAGGAUAUGGUGGCUAUGGACUCGGAGGUUAUGGAGGAUAUGGAGGCUAUGGACUUGGAGGAUAUGGAGGUUAUGGUCUCGGAGGAUAUGGAGGUUAUGGUCUCGGAGGAUAUGGAGGCUAUGGUCUUGGGGGAUAUGGAGGCUAUGGUCUUGGAAGUGGACUUCUUGGUGGUUUAGGAUAUGCUCGAUAUGGAUUCUAG